Laccaria bicolor S238N-H82 is the source of this 1242-nucleotide messenger RNA. RefSeq lists its product as uncharacterized. The coding region runs from base 1 to 1242 and encodes 413 amino acids. NCBI's taxonomy places the organism in Eukaryota, Fungi, Basidiomycota, Agaricomycetes, Agaricales, Hydnangiaceae. The record is from RefSeq and is a predicted model, not a curated record. The transcript has a single exon.
AUGUCUGCCCCAGUCACCCUACGCAGCUUCAGCGGCGAAACAGACGACGAUGUCCAGCCAGGCGAGUUUCUGAAGACCUUCCGCCGCUUCACAACGUCCGCCUGCAUCACGGACGACGACCUCAUCAUCACAUCCUUCGGAGACCACCUCAAGUACGGGUCCCCUGCAGACGACUGGUUCGCAGAGCUAACCAGCACGAAGCAGACGUGGAAAGAGGUAGAAACAGCGUUUUUGCAACGCUUUCCGCCCGUCGAGAAGGCUAAAAGGACGGAAACCGAGUUAGAGAGGGAGUUGUGUGAAUUAAGGUUGAAGACAGAGGAUUUGGGGAAGAAGGAGAAAUACGCAGGCGAAGAAGUCUACACCCACGUCAUAUUCGCAGAAAAGGCUCUCAGCCUUGCAAAACAAGCCAAGAUCAGCACGGGGUCGAAUUCGAUCUGGAAGGUCAGAGACGAGCUACCCGACAUUAUACGCCAGAAGGUCAAGGAAACGUACCCAACCUGGACCGAAUUUUGUGCAGCGAUCAAAAGGGUAGAAAUGGCUCAUAUACGAGAUGGGGUGAAGAAGUACCAGAAGGAGAAGGAGGAGAAGGAGAAAACGGAGGCGGCUAUAGCAAGCCUACAACGCUUACACCUGCAGGGACAACGUCGCCUCCCAGCCGCACCCACAUCCUCAGUAUCAAACGUCAGUCAAACCCAGCAGUCAUCAACCUUGGGAGGUCAACGUAACAACACGCCACAAUCCAAUUCAACCAACACGAAUGCAUACAUGGGCCCGUCAAGUGGCCAAGGCAACCUGCCCCGCCCAGCUCCCUCGCCAAUCACUGAAGCUGAUCGAAGCGCGUUAAUCCGCAGCUUGGCCCUCUACCCCAUGCAACCCAACACCGAAGCAGGCAUCGCAGCGUGGCACGCCCAACUCAGGGAAUGGAAGGCGAAGAAUGGCGAAACUGCUGAGGUUACAGUAAACACGGGGUUUCCACUACAACCAGGGGGUGAGGCCCCUGGUUCAGGGGAGUGCUACAGAUGCGGAAGGGGAGGACAUCGCCGCAUCGACAUGCGCUGCACGACUGACCAAAUCAACAACAAGGAGCGCACGUUCCGCACGAUAUGUGGCCGCAUCCUUCGAGCUGCGCCUACCUCUCGAGUCAACUUCGUCAGUGAUGCAGACGAUGAAUUCAGCUGGCUCAACCAUCAAGCCUUCAGACCCACGCCGAGCCCGGGAAAUGGAGAAGGGCCGCCUGCAUAG